AUGUUUGAAAUUUUCAAUGAGGAAUCAAAUGAGAGACCAAAUGAGCAAAAAAAUAGGCAAUCAAAUGAGCAACAAAAUACACAACCAAAUGAACAACAAAAUGAAGAGCAACCAGAUUGUCUCAAUUGCCCUUGUUGUGGUACCUCCACUCAACUUUUAAUUGAAUAUUUGAACCAUAUUUGCUCAUGCCAAGACAAUUGUAAAAGAAUGGACAUCUUUUUCGACGAACCACCACCAAAAAAAGAUUGCUUGAGGUGCCCAUGCUGUGGGAAAGAAAGUGAACCUUUAAGUGAAUAUUUACUUCAUCAUUGCUCUUGCAAAGAAAAUUGCCGAAGAAUGGAAAUAUUCUUUGAUAAAGAGCCUGUAAUACAAGAUGCACCAUCAACAAGAGCAACUCCAAAAGAGUUGAAAAGAAAAGUGAAAUGUGCAAAGUGCAGAAGACACUAUUCAAGCGAACAAAGAUUGAGAUCACAUCAAAGAGUUUGUGGGAGUAUUUCUUUACUUAACCCACGUAAUCCUUCUUUUUCAUCUCCAUUCAAACUAAUUCAUUCAGCUUUUCGCCGCCAUUUCCGUGUUUUUUCACAACAAAUGAGUGAUAUGGUUGACAUUGACAUUGUGAAACGUCAUCAAAAAGCUAAAGUUAAGGAUUUGCUACAACAUAAUCUUGAUGAUCUUGGACCAAUUAAAUUCUAUUUGAUUUUAAAAGUUUACUUUCAAAAAAUGAGCAUGAUUGAAUUGAUUGAAGCAGAAAUACCUUCAACGAUGAAACCAUUAUUACCUGGUGAUAAUAUCAAUAAUGAAAUUGAAGAAACUUUCACGGAGAUGAAAGAAAUAAUAGAUCAAUACACUGAACGAGGAAGUGGCUUUACGAUUGUUGAUAUCAGCAAAAUUGAUGUUUGGAUUGCUCAUUAUCAACCUCAUCGAGGAGGCUGUCAUCAGAAUAAAUUGCCUGCUGAACUUGUCUCAAAACAUUGUUUACUUUCAAUCAAAUGUCAAACUGAUUGCUUUAUGUAUUCAAUUUUAGCUGCUCUUCAUCAAAGAGAAAAUCAUCCCGACAAUUAUCAUCAAUAUGACCAAUUUACCAACUCACAUGACUUUUCAAAAUGGCGAGGUCAAGUUGAAUUGAACAUGGUUGAAUCCUUUGAAAAGAAAAACGCAAUAUCAAUUAGUGUUUUUACUUACAACACAACCAACAAAUUUGUGAUUCCCCUUUAUAUUACAAAGAAUCAAUUCACAUCUCAUGUCAGACUAUUUUUAUACAACGAACACUAUUAUUUAAUCACAAACUUUGCUCGCCUAUUAAAUUCAAAAAGUAAUUACCGGCGAUAUCAUUGUGAAAGAUGUUUAAACGGCUGGCAUUAUGAAUUUCAAUUGAAAAAACACAUGAUUGACUGUUCAGCAAAACCCGCACAAAAAAUUGUAAUGCCUUACCCUACACCUUAUAAACCAAGACGGAAUUUCUGCGAAAGAUCAAACCUGAAAAAAGAAAUUAAGCAUCCAAUCAUAAUUUACUGUGACUUUGAAUGUUUAAUCGUCCCAACAAAUGAUCCAUUGAAACCUUUCCACCAUGAACCAUGUAGUUAUGGAUACAUUGUUGUUGAUUGGGACAGAAAAAUCAUCGACAAAAAGUUUGACCAUGGAGAAAAUAUUGUCUCUAAAUUUCUAACUCAUCUUAAACAAUCAAUUGAAUCUGCUCUCGACUAUUUAAAAACCUCAUUAAAACCUCUUAAAAUGUCACCUAAUGAAGAAGCAACAUUUCAAAGUACAACAAACUGCUGGAUUUGUGAAAAGCCUCUUGAUGAUGACAGAGUCCGUGACCAUGAUCAUUUAACUGGGAAAUUUAGAGGCGCAGCACAUAAUGCCUGUAAUGUAAAUUAUUCAAUUCCGAAUCGAAUACCAAUAUUUUUCCAUAAUUUAAAGAAUUAUGAUGGUCAUUUAUUGAUAGAUUCAAUCAAAUGUAAUACAUUUACCGGAAAUUUAAAACUUAUCCCUUCAUCAAUGGAAAAGUAUAUUGGAUGGUAUGUCGAUAAUCUUGCUUUUCUCGACUCAUUUGCCUUUUUACCUGGAAGUCUCGAUACUCUGAGCUCCAACUUGUCAAACACUGAAAAAGAAGAAUUUUUACGACAAGAAUGGCCAGGACAUGAUUUAACAGAUUUGAUGGGAAAAGCAUCAAUACCUUAUGAAUAUUUAUCAUCCCUUGAUAAAUUUGAGGAUCAAGCAUUACCACCAAUGUCUGCAUUUUACUCAUCAUUGAACGACACAAACAUUUCACAAGAAAUGUAUGACCGAUUAAAAAGAAUUUGGAGACAAUUUAACUGUCGUAAUCUUGGACAAUUGAUUGAUAUUUACUUGAGACUUGAUGUUUUGAUGCUCGCUGCAGUAUUUGAAAACUUUCGAAAAACAAGUAUAGAUGAUUUUGGGAUCGACCCGCCACAUUAUAUGACUUGUCCUGGUCUUUCAUAUGCUGCUGCCUUAAAAAUGACAAAAAUAUCAAUUGAAUUAUUUUUGGAACUUGAUAUGUUGUUAUUCAUUGAAGGUGACAUUAGAGGAGGUUUUACAACGGUUGCUAAACGUCACGCCAUUGCUAAUAAUCCCUCAACAAAUUAUGAUGGUGGUCAACAAACAUGGUUAAUGUAUUUCGAUGUAAAUAAUCUUUAUGGUAAUGCAAUGAUGGACAUGUUACCGAUUGGACAAUAUAAAUGGGUAAAUUUUUCAAAUGAAGAUAAACUACUUGAGCAUAUAAUGAAUACACCUGAUGAUGGUGAUAUUGGAUACAUUUUGGAAAUCGAUUUAGAGUACCCUAAAGAACUCCAUGAUGCUCAUAAUGACUUUCCUUUGGCCCCUCAUAAAAUGAAAGUUACACAUGAAAUGUUAAGUCCUUACGCUAAAAAGUUAUAUGAUGAACUUGAGAAGCAAGGACUUAAACCGGUUCCUAGUGAAAAACUGGUUUCAACAUUUCUGACAAGGAGAAGAUAUUCAGUGCAUUUUCGCAAUUUAAAGUUUUACAUUGAAAAUGGAUUAAAAGUUGCCAAAGUACAUCGAGUAAUUUCAUUUAAACAAAAAGCCUGGUUGAAACCUUACAUUCAAUUCUGCACGAAAAAGCGUCAAGAAGCAAAAACAACAUUCACUUCAUCGCUUUAUAAAUUAUUUGUAAACAGUAUCUAUGGGAAACUAAUGGAGGACAAGCGAAAACAUAUUGAAGUUAAACUUGCAAUGGGAGAAAGAGUCGCUACAAAAAGAAUUGCUAAUCCUCUUGCUACACGAUUCAAAAUUAUUGAUGAAGAUAAAAUGCUGAUUCAAUUGAAACCUGAAUGUGUUUUAAUGGAUAAGGCUAUUGUUUCUGGAUUUACUGUUCUUGAGCUCUCAAAACUCCAUGUUUACAAACUUUAUUAUGGCCGUUUUAAAAAAUACUAUGGUGAUAAAGUGCAACUUGUUUAUUCCGAUACUGAUUCUUUUUUACUGGAAAUUAAAUCCAACAACAUAAUAACUGACAUGAAACAAUUUAAUGAUAUUAUGGACUUUGGUGACUUGCCCAAUGAUCAUCCACUCUAUUCAAGCGAAAAUAAAAAGAAAAUUGGUUGCCUCAAAGAUGAAAUGUCAGGAGAAGUCAUCCAUGAAGUAAUUGCCGUUAAACCUAAACUUUACUGUAUAAAAUCACAAAGCGGAGAGAAGAAGAGAGCUAAAGGCGUUCAAAAAAAUGUCGUAAAAAACAAAAUUAAUUUUGAAGAUUAUAAAAAUUGUCUGUACAAUGAAAAGAUACAUAAAUAA
Messenger RNA from Tetranychus urticae (two-spotted spider mite), 3768 nucleotides. RefSeq lists its product as uncharacterized. Lineage: Eukaryota; Metazoa; Arthropoda; Arachnida; Trombidiformes; Tetranychidae. The record is from RefSeq and is a predicted model, not a curated record.